Messenger RNA from Megalopta genalis, 671 nucleotides. RefSeq lists its product as uncharacterized. NCBI's taxonomy places the organism in Eukaryota, Metazoa, Arthropoda, Insecta, Hymenoptera, Halictidae. The record is from RefSeq and is a predicted model, not a curated record.
GCGAAGCACAGUUUUAUCGACUAACCAACCGGCAGACGUGAUGCAAAAAGCGACGAUGGCAACUCGAAUGACAGAAUUAUCAUUUCUGCUUUUACUGAGUGUCGCUUGGUGGUCGCGUGUCGAGGCGGAUCGUACAGUUACGAUAAAUUCAUUCCAAUCAGAAGUUGAAGACGGAAAUUCGGUAGCAGAUUCUAUGUCCGGAGAUGUCGGGGACAAUCUCGUUAAUUUUCUGAUGAAUAUUAAGAAGAGCUGUCCGGGUGCGGCGCAGUUGGAAAUAGAGGUUUACAAAGACGGCGUUGUGGUGUACACGAACGGCCAAACUUUGAAGCAACCGAUGAAGGAGUUCCAACAAAUGAACAUAUGCGGAUCCAUCGAUGCCCCGGAGCCCGACGACGAAUCCUGUUCUAUACAAGAGGGCGAGCAAACAGCCAGUCAGUGCGAUGUUAGUGCAUGGUUCGAGAGUUUCGACGAAGGUGAUUACAAAGCUGUCGCAGCAGUUACUGUCAAUAAUGAAAAACUCGGUGCCUUGUUCCUUGACGUAACAAUUUCUGCGUAAAGAGAUAACCGUUUCAGAAUGUAAUACAGUCGCAGAUGUGAAUGCACGUUUUAUGGUAUCACGUAUGCGAUUAGUUUGUUUCGUUUGCAGUAAAUAAAAUACCUAGCGCAUCAUA